Messenger RNA from Olea europaea var. sylvestris, 1825 nucleotides. RefSeq names its product protein TRAUCO-like. Lineage: Eukaryota; Viridiplantae; Streptophyta; Magnoliopsida; Lamiales; Oleaceae. Gene Ontology annotation, molecular function: transcription cis-regulatory region binding; protein binding. Bases 59 to 1510 code for a protein of 483 amino acids. The transcript is spliced from 4 exons. Gene Ontology annotation, cellular component: Set1C/COMPASS complex. The record is from RefSeq and is a predicted model, not a curated record.
UAACCCAAAUUUCUUCUACCCCAAAUCAAGACCAGCACUCGACUACCUCCACUGCAAUAUGGUUACCCUCCGGGCUGCUUCCAUAGACGGUGACGAAAAUGUGAACGACGUCACUACGCCGACGCCUCCGCUGCCCUCCAGUGCAUCGUCCAAGGAAGCCAAUGUUCCCCGCACUGCCACCACAAAUCCGGACCCGAGAUCCGAGCCCGUGAACGGCAUCGAAGAAGAGCCAGAGACUCUCGCAUCAGAGGAAAUUUCCUCCGACGAAAUUUCCAACCAUGGAACUCCACUAGCUCCGGAAUCCGACCAAAAUGGAUCCCAACAUUCUCCAAUUUCGGAGGAAGAGGAAGAGGAGGAGGAGGAGGAGGAGGAGGAGGAAGAAGAAGAAGAAGAGUCCCAACCGAAGAAGCUAAAACAACUACCCGACUUGCCCAAACCUGAGCUCCUAGAGAAUGAAAUUGCCGAAACUCCCUCGGCCAUGGUCAUGGAGGGAACUACGCCCCCUUCCCAAAAUGGAAAAGCCACAGCUGCGAAAACAAGCAAGAAGUUGAAGAAGAAGAGCAAGGAUGUGUGGACGACGACCACAAGGAAGGGUAAGAAAAAGGCAAAAAAUGCCUCCAAUGGAAACCACAAUUCUAAAAAUGCCACAGGUACCAACACGGCAACUGAAGAUAAGGUCUUGAUAACCCCUAUUCCGAGGUUUCCUGACAAAAGUGAUGAUAGCCCGGAUUUGAAGAUUUGCCUCUCCAAGGUUUAUAAGGCUGAAAAAGUGGAAUUAGGAGAGGAUAGAUUGAGUGCGGGCAGCACGAAGGGGUACAGAAUGGUUAGGGCGACAAGGGGGGUUGAAGAGGGCGCAUGGUAUUUCGAGAUUAAGGUGGUGCAUUUGGGUGAGACGGGGCAUACAAGGUUGGGGUGGUCCACAGAUAAAGGGGACUUGCAGGCGCCUGUAGGGUAUGAUUGUAAUAGCUUUGGAUACAGGGACAUUGAUGGGAGUAAAGUGCACAAGGCUUUGAGGGAGAAGUAUGGGGAGGAAGGAUAUAAAGAAGGUGAUGUUAUCGGUUUUUAUAUCAAUUUGCCUGACGGAGGGUCCUAUGCACCUGAUCCUCCACGCAUGGUUUUGUACAAGGGCCAGCGGUACGUUUGUGCUCCCAAUCCCAAGGAGGAUCCCCCAAAAGUUGUGCCGGGAAGUGAGAUAUCUUUUUUCAAAAACGGUAUAUGCCAAGGUGUUGCUUUCAAGGAUCUUUAUGGUGGUCGUUACCAUCCUGCUGCUUCAAUGUAUACUCUUCCGAGCCAACCAAAUUGUGUUGUCAAGUUCAAUUUUGGUCCUGAUUUUGAACAGUUUCCAGAUGACUUUGGUGGGCGUCCUGUCCCAAGACCAAUGUUUGAAGUUCCUUAUCAAGCUGUUGAUGGCAGAGUUGAGAAUGGUAGUCCAUGGAAUAUCACCAGAAUGUGCCCCAUGUAUAAAGUGGUAAAAGGGAAUGAUACCGCUGAAAUAGGUGGUCAAGCUUGAAGAAAACACUCAGAGGGGAAAUUUCGUCGGAGUUUCACCGUUUUUGUGGUUUGAAGUGCUGCUACCACAAGUGUGUAUCCGUUGUAUCUUCGAAGACAUUUGCCGUUCAACUGUGAGUAUCGUAGCGAGACAAUUUGUCUUAAGGAAAGAAUUAUACUCGCCUCGAAUUUUUUUCGACUCCUUAUUUCAUUUUGGUUUUGUGUGUCUUUUUAGUCAUAUACUUUGUGUUCUUAUAUUGUAUUCUAAUUAUGCUCCUGCGGGUUGGAACUUUGCCAUACAAUAAUAUUGUUUCGACUAUGUUCCUACGGGUUGAAA